ACAAUAACUCAGCAGCUACGUUUGUGAUUACUGAUAUUUUGUUAUUGCACUUACAUUUUGCUGAUUCUUCUAUGAGAGUAUACCUGCAUUUCUUUCCUUUUUUUAUCUUCACAUGAAAUAAGCUGCACCUGCGUCACUGACACGGACUAUAUAUUUACUCAGUAAGAAGAAAAUGUUACUUUCCAGACCUUAUGUGAUUGGAAGCGUGUUUGUGACGAUACUGUUUAUUGUAGGAUUCUGCUUCCAGAACCCAGAACUAAUUUUUCAAGCAAAGCAAGAACUGAAGUGUAAUAGGUCGCAAAUUUUCAUUGACAAAUCCAUAGAGUUGGCGCACUUUGAAAGAAAACAACUUAUAAACAGCGUCGGAUUUAGGAAAUCAGGGCUCAAUGUCAUCACUCCCUGGCUUGCCCCGAUUAUCUGGGAUGGAACAUAUGACAUUGACAUCUUAGAUAACCAACAUAAGGACACAAGGAUAGGACUGUUUGUAUUUGCUGUUAAGAAGUAUAUUCGGUUCCUUCUGCCAUUUCUGGAGUCAGCAGAACAGUUCUUUAUGGUUGGUCACAAAGUCACCUAUUAUGUGUUCACUGACAAGGUCAAUGAUGUGGUUAAACCCAAACUGGCUACCGAUCGUAUCUUGCAACUACACGAGGUUACUGCCGACCAACGUUGGCAGGACGUAUCAAUGAGAAGGAUGGAGGCACUCACACUCUUCACAAAGGAACAAAUGCAGAAAGAGAUCGACUACUUGAUAUGUGCAGAUGUGGAUAUGGUGUUUAAUGAUCACAUGGGAGUUGAAAUACUUGGAGAUCUUGUUGCCACACUCCACCCGGGAUUUUUCCUCUCGGAACGGGAGUCCUUUACUUAUGAGCGUCGGCCAAUUUCUGCAGCAUAUAUACCAGACAGCCAAGGAGAUUUCUAUUACAUGGCAGCUUUAUACGGUGGAAAAGUGGAAGAAAUUUACAAGCUCAGCCUGGCUUGCCAGAAAGGUAUCACAGAGGACAAGAAAAAGUCCAUUGAAGCUGUGUGGCAGGAGGAAUCUCACCUGAACAGGUAUCUGGUAUACAAUAAACCUACCAAGGUGCUUUCUCCUGAAUAUCUGUGGGAUACUAAUUUGCCCCAUGGUGAAUUUAUAAAGAAGAGGCGGUUCCUAGCGGUACAUAAAAAUCACAAUGAAGUGAGGAACAAAAAAUGAUCUUUUAACCAAAACUAACUGCUAAGUGACUCACUUUCCAGAACGCUUCUGUCAUCUUGUCAUUCUCGUAUAGUUGUAAAAUAUUUAAGUCAAAAAUUUAUUUAUAUGUAACCAACAACGUAUGAAUGAUUAUUCUUCAAUAAACAAGGUAUUAUCAGUAUCAUACAUUGUCGUAUGUAUGCCUGGAAAAAAGUACAAAUUUACAUGUAAGGGCUGUGGCCUCAAAGGGAAGACCAAAAGACCAAAAUAAUCCUUUUUGGCGCACUCUUUAUAAAUGUUAUUUAUCUAAAACAUAACUUUUAUUAUAUCAUAUUCCAAAAUUUGUUUAGUGCGGUUGAAAAGCAUACAGACAAAACACAUAUGUUUAAAAAUAUUAUUAAAUCCAAUUUUUCAGUAUGUCUGGUAAUUUCCAAUAUUGAGUAUUCACUUUUGCAUGCGUAAUAUCCUGUUGGCAUAGAUAGUAAAGAUGUGUGCCGGACCAUUUUUGUGGAUUUAUUUGGAUUUGGCUCUGAUUCAUCGUCAACCUUUGGAUUUGGAUUUGCCAAACCGCCGUGACUGCUUUUGGAUUUGGUUUUGCAUUUUUAUUUUUUUAAAUUUACAAAAAAGCUAAAAUCACAUAAGUUGGGUCUUUUUUUGUUCCUAAAAUAUUAUUAGCCUCAAUAACAUUAAUAUCCAGUCACUUCCAGUCAAUUUUGACCACCUCACAUCUUACAAUAGUUUUUAUGUUUUUUAAUGACAGAGCAAUGGCACAAGCACCUGGCAGUUUAUAGCACAUCGAUAAAACAUUACCACAGAGUAUUGGGGUACAGUGCACAGAACAAUGUAUACAAUAGAUCUAUAUAAUUUUUUCUUUUUUGAACUCGCAGCUUGGUUCAAACUGCAUGGAGUGACAGGGCUUUCAACAAAGGGCACUAGAGUAAAGUGCAACAAAGAGUACAAACAAUAUAUAUAUAUAUAUAUAUAUAUAUAUUUCUGUUUUUGAACUUGCAGCUCGGUUCAAACUGCGUGGAUCACAGGGCUUAUAGAUACACAUGAACAAAGAACACUAGUGAAAGCGCACCAAAUGGUACAAACAAUAGAUUAUAAAUAAAAAAAAAUAUUUAUUUUUUUACUUGCAGCUUGGUUCAAACUGUGUGGAUC
Molecule: messenger RNA, 2332 nt
Organism: Pseudophryne corroboree (corroboree frog)
Lineage: Eukaryota; Metazoa; Chordata; Amphibia; Anura; Myobatrachidae
Product: histo-blood group ABO system transferase 2-like
Exons: 4
Coding region: 173-1192 (339 amino acids)
Biological process (GO): carbohydrate metabolic process
Cellular component (GO): membrane; Golgi apparatus; vesicle
Molecular function (GO): hexosyltransferase activity
Source: RefSeq, a predicted model, not a curated record